Molecule: messenger RNA, 3366 nt
Organism: Blumeria graminis f. sp. triticale
Lineage: Eukaryota; Fungi; Ascomycota; Leotiomycetes; Helotiales; Erysiphaceae
Source: the annotation of a GenBank genome assembly
AUGGAAGGGGCAUUCACUCACCUCGGGAACCAUCUUAUUUCAGACUCUGCAGCCGCUAUAAAUGCUGGUGCAGACGACUUAUCAAGCAUCGAUCCUGAUGAGAGCCUACUCUACGGCCAGUAUGGAGGAAGAGAUGGAUUAAGCACUAACAGACGAAGAAAUGAUGACGACGAUAACGAUACAGAGGUUUUUGACGAUGAUGCCGAGAGUUUGGCUAGCGUACCUGUUGAUGGGAUGAAGAACCUAAGUUUGAGAAGAGUGGAAGACGAAAAAGAACUACCUUCUCACGCCUGCGCCUACUGUGGUAUCCACUCACCCAGCUGCGUUGUCAAGUGCCUAGGCUGUAGUAAAUGGUUUUGCAGUGCUCGUGGCAAUGCCACAUCCUCUCACAUUGUGAAUCAUUUGGUUCGUGCGAGGCACAAAGAGGUUCAACUGCAUCCUUUAUCUACUCUGGGAGAUACUGUCCUUGAAUGUUACAACUGUGGAACGAAAAACGUCUUUUUACUUGGAUUUAUUCCUGCUAAAUCAGAUACAGUCGUAGUCCUACUUUGUCGCCAGCCAUGCGCCUCCACUCCAUCAUCAAAAGAUAUGAGCUGGGAUAUUUCACGGUGGCAACCUUUAAUUGAGGAUCGCUCAUUUUUACCUUGGCUCCUAUCAGUUCCUACUGAUGCUGAACAACUUCGUGCUCGCCAUCUUACCCCUCCCAUGAUUGCAAAACUAGAAGAGAUGUGGAAAGAUAACGCCAGCGCUACAAUCGCUGAUCUUGAAAAAGCCGCAGGAAUUGACGACGAUCCUGCUCCAGUACUCCUAAAGUAUGACGACGCUUAUCAAUAUCAAAACGUAUUCGGACCCCUUGUCAAGAUUGAAGCAGACUAUGAUCGCAAACUCAAAGAAGCACAAUCUGAAGAUGGAUUGGUGAUUCGUUGGGAUCUUGGCCUUAACAACAAACAUCUAGCUAGUUUCGUUCUCCCAAAAAUCGAACUAGGUGAUGUCAAGCUUGCUGUCGGUGACGAAAUGCGGCUCAAAUACAAGGGUGAACUGCGACCGGUUUGGGAGGGUGUAGGCUACGUUGUCAAAAUCCCAAACAAUCAGUCCGACGAGGUCACUAUAGAACUUCGUAAAGUUGGUAGCGACAAAUCAGUCCCUACAGAAUGCACUCAUAAUUUCUCUGCCGAUUAUGUCUGGAAAGCCACAUCCUACGAUCGCAUGCAAUUCGCGAUGAAGACGUUUGCUGUAGACGAAAUGAGCGUUUCAGGCUACAUUUUCCACAAACUAUUAGGCCAUGAGGUCGCUGCUGCCCCUAUGAAGAUCCAAAUGCCAAAAAAAUUCAGCGUUCCUGGCCUUCCAGAACUAAAUAGCAGUCAGAUAAGUGCUGUAAAAAGUGUUCUUCAGAAACCUCUGAGUCUUAUUCAGGGACCUCCCGGUACAGGAAAAACAGUUACAUCCGCAACAGUGAUCUAUCAUCUUUCAAAAGUUAAUGGUGGUCAGGUUCUUGUUUGUGCCCCGUCGAACGUCGCUGUUGAUCAACUUUGCGAACGUAUACAUCGCACAGGACUUAAGGUAGUUCGGUUAACAGCCAAGUCUCGAGAAGAUGUAGAGUCUUCUGUUGGCUUCCUCGCUCUCCACGAGCAGGUUCGCAUGAACGAUAGCAACGUCGAGCUUAUGAAGCUCGCACAGCUCAAAACAGAACUCGGUGAACUCUCAAGCCAAGACGAGAAAAAGUUUAAGGCACUAACUCGUGCUGCUGAACGUGAAAUUUUAACGAAUGCCGAUGUAAUUUGUUGUACUUGCGUGGGUGCUGGUGAUCCUCGCCUUGCGAAAAUGAAAUUUCGCACUGUCUUGAUUGAUGAAUCAACUCAAUCUGCUGAGCCUGAGUGUAUGAUCCCCCUUGUUUUGGGUUGCAAACAGGUAGUGUUGGUUGGAGAUCAUCAACAAUUAGGACCCGUCAUCAUGAAUAAGAAGGCAGCUAAAGCUGGUCUUAAUCAAUCUUUAUUCGAGCGACUAGUCAUGCUAGAAAUGCACCCAAUUCGGCUUAAUAUCCAGUAUCGCAUGCAUCCAUGUCUCUCAGAAUUUCCCUCAAAUAUGUUCUAUGAGGGAACUCUUCAGAAUGGUGUUACCAUGCAGGAGCGUCUUCGCUAUGAAGUCGACUUUCCCUGGCCAGUUGGUGAUACGCCAAUGAUGUUCUGGUCAAACCUUGGAAAUGAGGAGAUUUCUGCUUCUGGAACUUCUUAUUUGAACAGAACUGAAGCCUCUAAUGUAGAGAAAAUAGUGACGCGAUUUUUUAAGGCUGGUGUUCAACCUGAUGAUAUUGGAGUCAUUACUCCCUACGAAGGUCAACGAAGUUAUGUCGUAAGUUCUAUGCAAAACACCGGAACCUUUAAGAAAGAAAGUUAUCGAGAAAUAGAAGUGGCUUCCGUCGAUGCGUUUCAGGGACGGGAGAAAGACUUUAUCGUCCUAUCUUGUGUUAGAUCGAAUGACCAUCAAGGAAUAGGGUUCCUGAGCGAUCCACGGCGGCUCAAUGUUGCCCUCACACGAGCUAAGUAUGGGCUAGUAAUUUUGGGAAAUCCAAAAGUUUUAUCCAAACAUCCACUGUGGCAUCACUUACUUUUACACUUCAAGGAGCGUAACUGCCUCGUAGAGGGCCCUCUUUCGAAUUUACAAACUUCGCUUCUCCAGUUUAGUCGUCCCAAAACAACAUACCGCGGGCCCCAACGCUACCAGAUGUCACACCCUGUCUUCAAUGGCCACUUAACAGCUAAUGGUAAAGGCAUCUCUGACUUUAGUGACGCAGGAUCGAUGCUUGGAUACAUUGCUGACGACGUCUCAUCUAUUCAUUCUUCAGCCCUUGGUGGAGUUGGCCUUGGAUCUGCCUAUCCACAGAUGUUCUCAAACUUCGUACCAGAAGCUUGGCCUGGUCUAGAUCCUCGUACACGUCAAAAUGGCCAAAAAGCUCGUGGUCGCGCACCCGAAAGUAUAGCCGGAGAAUCAGUUGCAGCAAGUGAACUUACUGAUGCAACCGGAAGCACAUUUGACGGGAAGGGAAUGGGUCAAGGAGGCGUAAGCUUGGGGCCAAGUCUUCAUGAUGUUCAAAAACAGACUAGUUUGAACCAGUCAGACCGUCUCAAACGUUAUGUUGAGUCUGGGGGUCGUAUUGCAGAUUAUAAGAUGAGUGAUACCGCUAGUGUUUUUGGAAGCAGCUCACUCCUCAGUGGUCGCCGUCUUGAUGACGAUGAAAAGAGUGUCUCAACCGCAUUUGCAAGUCAGAUAGGAGGAACUACUAGGUCAAGAUGGCUUUCGGCCGAUACUCCUGCCAGCUCCAGGGCUCUAGAUCAUCAAUGGACCCCACCAGACGUCACUGAUGAGUAA